AUGGAGCCUGAAAUCAUCCCCGAGACCCCCACUAAGACCCCUGAUGGCAUCCCUGACUUUCCCCCGCUUCUAUUUUCAAAUGAUUUAUGCACGGUAUACCGCAACAAGCUAUCGGCGUUAGAAGAAAUCAAUAACUACUCUAAACCCCAUGGCUACUCCGUGUCAGUUUUGCGAUCUGUCAAAUUCGACGACAACUCUGGCCGCUAUCGAAUCAUCCAUCUCUGCUGUACUCGCGGACGAAAAUAUAGACAACGGAACAAUAACAACGAGAUACGAGAAUCGUCAACUCAAGCAGUUGAAUGCCCAUUCCGUCUAUCAUUACAUGCCAUAGACGAUUUCCAGCUAAAUCUCACCGCGGAAAACAUUGAUCAUAAUCAUGGGCCUUCGCCUAAUAUCUCAACACAUGUUUACCAUCGCCGCCUAGAGCUCGAGCAGAAGACUGAUCUUAUCCAAAACCAACUACGACAAGGCCUUAAAGCACAACGAAUUGUCAUAGGUCUCCGGAGAGAUGAUCCUGAAUCAUGUCUUAUUAAACAGGAUAUUUAUAAUCUUGUUCAAAGAACUCAGCGUGAAUAUCUAGCUAGACGCAUACCUAUGCAGGCAUUGAUUGAAGAGCUUCCACGAGACGGAGUAUGGCAACUUGAAGUUGAGCUUGAUUCAUCAAAUACUCCAACUCUCUUAUUUUGUGCCCAUCGCACCAGCAUAACCUUACUACAAACGAGUCCUUGGGUUAUCUCUAUGGACCCAACGUUUAAAACGAAUAAGUAUUCACUCCCACUACUUAACAUUGUUGGAUUCGCAGCAACCGGACAGUCAUUUCUUAUUGCAUGCGUUUUUAUUGAAGACCAAACACGAGAUACAUUUAUUGUUGCUGCGGAGUGUUUAAAACGACUUUACAAUGCUCUGGCUAUUCCUCAAUGCCUAUACCCAACAACAAUUCUAACAGAUAAAGACGAUCAACUUCAAUCUGCUCUUUCUAUACUCGUUUUCAAUCGAACCAAUAACAACCCGAGUAAAGCUGAGAGAGAGGCCAAGCGAGAUAAGAUUGAUGAAGCAUGGAAAAACAUGCACCGCCGGUGGAAUCGCAUUGUUUAUGCUGACGCAACAGAUUUUGAAGAGAAAUGGGAGUGGUUUAAGACGGAAUACGAGGAAUUCCCAGACCUAAUUAGCUAUAUCCAAGCCAAUUGGCUAGAUGAAAUAACAGGUUGCCCGAAACAGUUCCUCCGCAUGCAUACAUCUCAAUAUCUCCACCUUAGAGAAUCGGCUACCUCACGAACUGAAAGUGUGAACUGGAUGCUUAAACGGGAGCUCCCAGGCUCGCAAAAUAACCUUGUUGUUUUACAACACUUUGAGCCACUCCUUGAACGCCGAUUUAAGAAGAUUCGCCUUAAAAUUGAAUUUCAAAAGAUGAAUCGCCUAACACGGUCACAUGCUGUUUUCCAGCAGCUUGCAUGUCGAAUUUCAAUUAAAGGUAUUCAUCUCGCUCAAGACGAAUUCGAAAAAUAUCUCCCUGAGGCGUCACAUAGACUACCAAUUCCACGUGCCCUAGGAUGUGAAUGUGGUGUGGAAGAGGCAUGGCAUCUCUAUGGGUUUGAAGCUCCGCCUCCUCAAGAAAGAAUGAUUCAAGAGCCACUUCGGAAGGUAAAUCGCACCGGUGGAAGACCACGUGGUGCAGCUAACUUCCCCCGAUCUCAAUCCCAAUCCCAAACUCAAUCGAGUCAAUCCCAAACGCAAACACAAACGCAAACACAAACGCAAACUCAAUCUCAGACUGAAUCGCCACGUUUAACACCAUUCGAGAGAUCUGUUCAUAGGGAGCCGUCUGGGUGGGAAUACGGAGACCCAGCACUCUUCCAACAAGCAGGUGAUCGGUAUCCAGGAUGCCCAAGAACAGGCCCAGGAAGUCGUGGAGGACGUGGGCGCGUACAACCUAGCCGGCCUCGAAAUCGUAGACGCGUGGACCAGGAGGAGGAAAUUGAGUCCUCAGAAUCUUCAGAAUCCUCGUCGGAUUCCUCGGAAUUUGAAGGAUUUACAGAUUAA
Messenger RNA from Penicillium taxi, 2040 nucleotides. RefSeq lists its product as uncharacterized. Bases 1 to 2040 code for a protein of 679 amino acids. The transcript has 3 exons. NCBI's taxonomy places the organism in Eukaryota, Fungi, Ascomycota, Eurotiomycetes, Eurotiales, Aspergillaceae. The record is from RefSeq and is a predicted model, not a curated record.